Messenger RNA from Myxozyma melibiosi, 1330 nucleotides. Its product is annotated as chromatin modification-related protein EAF7-domain-containing protein. Lineage: Eukaryota; Fungi; Ascomycota; Lipomycetes; Lipomycetales; Lipomycetaceae. The transcript is spliced from 3 exons. The record is from RefSeq and is a predicted model, not a curated record. Gene Ontology annotation, cellular component: NuA4 histone acetyltransferase complex; nucleus. Bases 78 to 1304 code for a protein of 408 amino acids. Gene Ontology annotation, biological process: regulation of transcription by RNA polymerase II.
CAGCAACAGCAACAGCAACAGCAACAGCAACAAUAACUGAACAGCAACAUAACGGCGGCGACUUCACAAGCACAAGGAUGACGCGCAAGAAGGAGUUGACGACCGUUGCGCCGGAUGCGUGGAACAUCGAGCAGGAGACCGCGCUGUUUAAGGCGAUAUGUCGGUAUAAACCAGUAGGUGUGAAUAAGCAUUUUAUGAUGGUUUGUAUACGGCAGAUGGUGAACAACUCGAACGUUCAGGGAUCGUAUCUGUCGACUAAGAGUAUCUGGGACAAACUCGCGACGCUGUAUGAUCUCGAAGGUCUCGAUGAGCUCGAAGACGGAACCGCGACCGAAGACUCCUCCUCACAAUCCCCCAUCCCCUCCUCUCCACCCGCAAUGCUAACCCGUCACCAAGCCGAGAUCCAGCAACAAGAAGCCGACAGCGCGAGCAGCAGCCCCGCCAAACCCAAAGACGAGUACGACUCCACCACCACCGGCGCCACCACCACGCCCGCGCGCCCGGCGAAAAUGAAAUCAGAGUUCAUCCUGCCCUGGGACGACUUUGGCGAGCUGCAGAUCGAGCACGCGCGCGCGACAGAUAGUCAGGCGACGAGUCCCGCGCAGAUAUCGACGCCGGUCGCGGCCACGCCGGAUGAGGCCGCCGCUGGGACACCUGCUGCUGCGCGCGGCACGAAGCGGAGUAGUAGGGAAGUCGCGGCCGCGACGAGCGAUAACGAAGCGUCUGCUGGCGAAGACGCGGAUCAGACCGAAGACGGCGGCGACGAGCGGGAGGGUGAAGAUGAUGACGCCGACGAGGGCGAGGACGAGCAAGAAGAGGAAGAAGAGGACGAGGAGGAGGAAGAGGAGGAAGUCGCGCCUCGGACGACUAGACGACGAGGACGCGCUGCUUCGACGCCUCAGGAGAAAACACCGGUUCCGGCACCCUCGCGCGCGAAACGUGGGCGCGGCCGGGCUGCUGCAAAUUCAAACACGGCAUCUAAUACUACAUCGCGACGGUCAGAUAAAAUUGCGUCGACGAGAAACACCAAGCGCGAAGAAACACAUGAGAACGAAGACGAGGGAGAGGAGGAAAAAAGCGAAGAGGACGACGGCAAUGCAAACGAGGAAGAACAGGACGAAGAGGAAGAGGGAGAUGAGGACGAGGGGUCUACAGAGAUGAGCGAUAAAGAUGAGCCAGAGACACAUAAGAGACGGGCAGUCAGUCGGAGCAGUAGACGGGGACGAGGAAGGAGUGCUGCGGGAUCUGGAGCUCCUGGAACUAGAAGCAGCGGGCCUACCCGACGCAGUUCACGGAGGAAAUAAUCUACACUACAUUAUACACUCUGCCU